AUGUUUGAGAAUGAUUCAAAAAUUCAAAGAAAUAGCUUGAUUCAACUUUGGAUGGCUCAAGGACUACUCCACCCUUCGCCUGGUGAAAGUAAAGAUAUGAAGAUCAAAGGCAAUGACUCACCUGGUGAAAGUAAAAAUACGGAGGACAUAGGCAAUGAAUAUUUUGAUAUUCUAUUGCAGAGCUCCUUAUUUCAAGAUGCUAUAAUGGAUGAUUAUGGCAUUAUUCAGGAAUGCAAGAUGCACGAUCUUGUGCAUGAUCUUGCAGAACUUGUAUACAAAUCCGAAAGCUUGACAAGUUACUUAAGUGUCAUAGAUAAUACACUUGAGGCUUUACAUGUCUUAAAAUUUAGUAAUAUUGAAGAAUUUCCAGAUUCAAUUGGUAGGUUGAAGCAUUUGAGGUAUCUUGACAUUUCCAAAACAUUCUUUGAAGCACUCCCCAAGUCUAUAGGCAAGCUCUAUAACCUUCAGACGUUAAGAGCAACUAAAUGUGCCCUUAAAGAGUUUCCAAAAGAACUACUAAACUUGAUCAACCUAAGGCAUAUUCAUUUUGGUGAGAGAACGAAACUCCCACAAGGGAUAAGGCAGUUGACUUGCCUUCAAACAUUAUCUUACUUUUCAUUGGGUAAUGAGAUUGGUCGUCAAAUCGAAGAGUUGGCUAGCUUGAAUCAAUUGAGAGGUGAAUUAAUCAUUUGUGAUCUGGAGCACGUAGGGAACAGAGAAGAAGCAGAGAAAGCUAAGUUAGAGGAAAAGACGAAAGUAUGCCAUUUGACAUUCCAAUGGACGAGAUAUAGGUUAAUAACUGACAACAAUAAGGACAAUGAUGUAUUGGAAGGCUUACGACCGCAUCCUAAGUUACAGAGCUUAAGUAUUGUAAACUUCAUGGGCGAUAAGUUUCCAUUGUGGAUGAUACGUGGCUCACUAUUGUUUGAGAAUUUGAGGAAGAUUAUGUUACGUGGAUGCAACAAAUGUGACGAGGUCCCACCGCUCGGUCAUCUACACAGUCUUACAGAGCUUAGUAUUAUCGAAAUGGCUAACUUGAAAUAUGUUGGCGCUGAGUUCUGUAGUUCUCUUGAAAGAUUGCUUAUUGAAAAUUGUCGGAAGCUAAGGCAUUUGCCGGAUGGGCUGCACGCAUUCCCUCUCCUUAAGUACAUGGAUAUAUCAGAAUGUUCUACUCUAGAGUUGAUUCCAAUUACACAGGGCCUUAAGUACAUGCAUAUAUCAAAAUGUCCUAGUCUAAAGUCGAUUCUGAUUACACAGGACAUGACAUCUCUACAAACAUUAAAGAUUGAAGAUUGUGAAAGAUUGUCAGGCCUACCGAGUGGGUUAGACUACUGCACCUCUCUUUGCGAGUUGGAUAUUUCAGAAUGCCAUGGAUGA
This is a messenger RNA of Pyrus x bretschneideri (Chinese white pear), 1377 nucleotides long. RefSeq names its product putative disease resistance protein RGA3. NCBI's taxonomy places the organism in Eukaryota, Viridiplantae, Streptophyta, Magnoliopsida, Rosales, Rosaceae. The transcript has 2 exons. Bases 1 to 1377 code for a protein of 458 amino acids. The record is from RefSeq and is a predicted model, not a curated record.